Messenger RNA from Ostrea edulis (European flat oyster), 1446 nucleotides. RefSeq lists its product as uncharacterized. Bases 114 to 1115 code for a protein of 333 amino acids. The record is from RefSeq and is a predicted model, not a curated record. The transcript has 2 exons. NCBI's taxonomy places the organism in Eukaryota, Metazoa, Mollusca, Bivalvia, Ostreida, Ostreidae.
GUUUAAAUUCCCGUUCAAAUCGACAUCAAGCAUGAACAAGUGAUGGAAUGGAUAUUAAGCGAUCUUGACGAUGUUCUGAGGAUUUUAGUCGACAGAACUUAAUUUGACAAAACAUGUAUGUGGAAGUGACGUCAUCACGAUCCUCUACUUCCUCCAUUCCACCAUAUCCAGGAUACGACAUAGACGAUUCCUACCGGGAACCAGUGUUUGUACCACGAGUCCGGCCGGAGGGAGAGUCUAACUACAACCGCAAUCGGGGGUCCGUCGGAAAAUGGGCCUUUGGAUGUUUUACGGAGCGACGGACUCCACGUCCUGUUCCACGGUGCCCAACAGACCCCUGUAAAGCGAAUUACCAGCACGGUAAAAAUGGGACUAUCAAACCUCUGCUAAAUGGCAAAGCCACCCCAAGACCAGAAACAGCGCCACCUAGAAUAAAGUCGGAGGCUGAGCCCAUCGCAUCCAUCAGCAGAGGAAAGCGCAUGAAAAGAAUCAUUCAUAAGUAUGCACAGUCUACCCCCACGCCGCGCGUACCGAGGGUGAAGCCAGAGGCUGAAGAAAUAGUCGUGCCACAUAAAGGAGGGCGGAUGGAAAAGCUCGUUCAUAGUUAUGGAAAAUUGCCAUUAUCAGACAGAGGAGUUCCGAGGGUGAAACCAGAGGGUGAAAGUAACGCUCAUCUCGACAAAGGGAAACGUAUGAAAACUAUUAUCCACAGUCCUAAAAAGCAGACAGCACCAGUCUCUGCGAGAGCAGUCCCCAGGGUAAAACCCGAAGGUGAAGAUAAUGCCGAUCUCGACAAAGGCAAGAGAAUGGGUAACUUAAUGCAUAAAUAUGCACGUAUGCCUGAGUCUUCUAGAGCAGUUCCCAGGGUAAAACCGGAAGGAGAUCCGAAUUACACUUUAGAUCUCGGCGGAAGGAUGAGUAGACUCAUGCACGAGCCUCCUAGUUCACGUGUUUUCUCAAGCGCAGUACCACGAGUUCGAUAUCCUGAAGCGCAAAAAAUAUUACGAAAGAGUCGAGGACAAAUGGGACGAAUUUUGCGUCAUGUUGGCCGAAAAUCUGUUGUUCCGGUACCCGGGUACCAGUCACGCCAGUUUGAACGCUGUCCGACAAUGUAGUCACGUGAUCAUGAGGAAAUCACGCGGAAAUGGCAUUAUAUUACCACCACUUAAAUAUGCCUGGAUUUGUUCUGAGGAAAAGAACAUGAAUAUACUUAAAACAAAGUACGACGAUCAGAUUUAAUGUCGAAAAUGUCAGUAGACAGGUAUUAGUAAAUCGCCAUUAGACAGGUAUUAGUUUUUUCCCGCUGUUUGCUGGAGUUCAUAAAGGCUACUCCAUAUCAGCCUUCGAAAUCAGUAUUAAAACGCUUGGUGCUUGUAUAUAUUAUCUACUUCUUAAUUUAUCUACAUGUUUUAUACACUUAUUUAUAAAUAGUAAUUACUGCACUUU